This is a messenger RNA of Esox lucius (northern pike), 542 nucleotides long. RefSeq names its product SEC61 translocon subunit gamma (gene sec61g). Gene Ontology annotation, molecular function: transmembrane protein transporter activity. Gene Ontology annotation, biological process: post-translational protein targeting to membrane, translocation; protein targeting. The record is from RefSeq and is a predicted model, not a curated record. Gene Ontology annotation, cellular component: Ssh1 translocon complex; membrane. Lineage: Eukaryota; Metazoa; Chordata; Actinopteri; Esociformes; Esocidae. Bases 170 to 376 code for a protein of 68 amino acids. The transcript is spliced from 4 exons.
UUUUGUUUUGCUAGUCCACACGUCCAUAAACAAGUGUUACACUAUCGCAUGCGCGUCAGGAUGCUACGUCACCUAUCAAAAGCUUGGAAAGCUACGUGGCCUUCCUUAGUGCCUGGCGGCUCCUCCAGCUCAGGAGACUCUUUAGGAGUUAGGACACUGCCAAACCAUCAUGGACCAGGUUAUGCAGUUCGUUGAGCCCAGUCGGCAGUUCGUCAAGGACUCGGUCAGGCUCGUGAAGAGGUGCACUAAGCCAGACAGAAAAGAAUUCCAGAAGAUUGCCAUGGCAACAGCAAUUGGGUUUGCCAUCAUGGGCUUUAUCGGCUUCUUUGUCAAGCUAAUCCACAUUCCCAUUAACAACAUCAUUGUGGGAGGCUGAACCUUUUGGAAUGUGCAAGAACUACAAUACCCAGUGACCUUAGGUAGUUCAGGGAUGGUGGUGGGAGGUGGCAAGUGAAAGGAUGUGCAUUUUAUUUCUAUAUUGUUUUUCAUACUCGGUGUGCAAUAUUUGUAAUUCGCUGUGUGAAUAAAUUAAAGACAAACUG